This is a messenger RNA of Drosophila kikkawai, 2702 nucleotides long. It is a transcript of the gene sob, whose product is annotated as sister of odd and bowl. Gene Ontology annotation, molecular function: DNA-binding transcription factor activity, RNA polymerase II-specific; RNA polymerase II transcription regulatory region sequence-specific DNA binding. The record is from RefSeq and is a predicted model, not a curated record. Gene Ontology annotation, cellular component: nucleus. Gene Ontology annotation, biological process: regulation of transcription by RNA polymerase II; embryo development; embryonic hindgut morphogenesis. NCBI's taxonomy places the organism in Eukaryota, Metazoa, Arthropoda, Insecta, Diptera, Drosophilidae.
CCAAUAUUGUGUGCAGCGACGGCUGAUUCGACGUCAGGAGAACAAGAAGAAGCAUCCAGAGAAAAUAAACAAAAAACAAUAGUUACUGUGUUACACCUGUGUGCGUGUGCUUGUGUGUGUCAAUUCCGGAAGUUGUGAUUAAGCGGAAGCGGAAAUCACUAUAAAGAACUCUCCUAUAAACUCUCUUUUGUGGAAAAAUCACUGCUUCUUUAAAGAUUUUUUGCUUAAUUAUUCGCGUGUGCCUGUUACAAAAAAAAAGAUACAAAUAAACAAAAAAGCGUGCCUUUAAAUUUUGAACUCGACUGCAUUUUGCUGGAUCGGCUCGUUUUCGUUUCUCGAUUUUUUUCGCCAACGUCAAAUUCGAUUUUUAUGACUUUUGAAAGCGUGACUAAGACGUGAUUUAUGAUGGCGUGUGGUUUUUAAUAUUCAUGCGGACGCACUGCUGCACGGGACCACUGCGUAGGUGCGCCAAACAAUAAAAAAAAGAGCAAGAAAAGAAAAGGAAAAAGCAAACGCAGCCCCUGAAGGCUUUUUUGCGAGGAGUCCAGUGGUAUCCAGCUGUGUGCGUGGAUCUCAGCCUUUUUUAUGGAGGCAGUUAAGCAUUUGAGUGCUGCCGCUGCCGCAGCAACUUGCAACAUGCCGGUGACCAGCACAGCCAACGAGAUAGCAGAGGCGCUAGCCGGCGAUAUCGAAGGCAGUUCAGCGGCAACAGCCGCAACAGGCAGCGUAGCAACAUCAACAAAGCAACAAAGCAGCAAUACCAGCAAGUCUAGCCACACAGCAGCAGCAGCAACCUCAGGCACACACAAGGCGACAAAAGGCGACAUGAGCAGCAGCAGCAGCAGCAGCAACAGCAACAAGUGUAGCAGCAAGACCCCUAGCAACGCAGCAAUGGCAGCUGCUACAGCCACAGCAGCAGCAGCCACAAAUGAUCUUGCAGCAGCUGCUGCGGUUGUGUUAUCACUGCAAGGAACCAUGGUCAGUAGUCUGCAGCAAGCGGCUUUGUUGCCGGCAAAUUCAGCAGCAGCAGCAGCCCUUAACCUACAGGCUUUGGAAUCAUAUUUGGCAUUGCAACGUCUAACUGGGAAAUCGGAUGUAUUUCGAUUUAACAACAGCAACAAUAAUAGCAGCAGCAACAGCAGCAGUAGCAACAAUAGCAACAAUAAUACAACCUGCAACAGCAAUGAGACGGAGACACUGUCCUCAUCCCUGAUAGAUAUAGCCAAUAUAGAACUCAAAUCGAGCUGUUCUUCGAGUUCUUCGGGGGAAAAUGCUUCAGGAAAUGGAACAGGAGGAGGAGCAACAGCAACAGCAGCAGCAGCAAGCUCACCCUGCAGCAACACUAGCUCUACAAGCAACUCCCACUCCCAUUCUAAUUCCCAUUCAAACUCCCACUCCAAUUCCUCCUCCACCUCCACCAAGUGCCACUUGCCUUUGCCCUCGAUAGGCACCGUUAGUGCCGCCGUUGCUGCUGCGGCAGCGGCUGCAGCAGCUGCUGCAAGUCAACAGGCGGCUUUAGAUUGUGCCACAGCCGCAGAACUGGCAGCAGAAUGCGAUCUCCCCCUGCUAGAUGCCGAGGAUGCCUUGUCCUUUGAGGCCGGCGACCUGGACAGCAGCUAUGGCAGUUUCAUCUUCAAUCCCACGGCUUUUGGGCAAACGGAAACGGACUCGGCUUUGCAUUCUCUGCAGGCUACCAUGUAUCAGGAUAAGAUGAGUGUCUUAGGAGGAGGAGGAGCAGCAUCAGGAGGAGCUGCGGGCUUGGAUGAGGCAGCAGGCAGCUCGACAGCAGCGGCGGCAGCAGCAGCAGCAGCGGCUGCUCAGCGUUCCAAGAAGCAAUUUAUUUGCAAGUUUUGCAAUCGACAAUUUACCAAGUCCUAUAACCUCUUGAUCCAUGAGAGAACCCACACGGAUGAGAGGCCCUACUCCUGCGAUAUCUGUGGCAAGGCCUUUAGGCGGCAAGAUCAUCUCAGGGAUCAUAGAUAUAUCCAUUCCAAGGAGAAACCCUUCAAGUGCGCGGAAUGCGGCAAAGGGUUCUGUCAAUCUCGCACCCUGGCUGUCCACAAAAUCCUCCACAUGGAGGAAUCCCCGCACAAGUGUCCCGUCUGCAAUCGCUCUUUCAAUCAGCGUUCCAACUUGAAGACCCACCUGCUAACUCACACGGACAUCAAGCCCUACAAUUGCUCAUCCUGCGGCAAGGUUUUCCGUCGAAAUUGCGAUCUUCGACGUCAUAGUUUAACCCACAAUUUGGCCGCCGCCGGAGUGGGUGGCGUUGGUGGUGUGACUGGCAAUCUCAGUGAUCUUUUUGGCUCGGGAUCGAGUUCCAGUUCUGAUUUGGGACCAGCCACAAGUGCCACGGGGUCCUCUAGGGAUUUGGUGGCCGUCAGCGAUUGAUCUUUCUUCUUUCUCAAAAAAACGAAAAUUAAAUCUCAUUUUGCAGCUCUCAAGAAUACACGAAUCCCUCCUUUUGCCACAUUUUGUGUCUGAUCUGUGUUUUGUAAUCUUAAAUGUAAUUUUAUUUACUAAUUUGCUUUUAAUUUAGAUUAAGUUUAGUGUUUAAUAACUUAGUUUUAAGCCAAGGAUAUUAGCAGGAAAGUUUGACUUUGUGUAAGGCUCUCGAUUGAUAUAUGUUUAGUGAAUUAAGUAAAAAUGUGGACUCUUAAAUAUAUAUAAUGUCGAAUAAAUGAUACUAGAUUAAAAGGAAA